CUAUUCCGUGUAGUGUGGAGGUAUUUUUUCCGUAUCUCGCUGCUGCGCGCUGAUUUUUGCCAAAGCUGCAAAAAGCAAAAAUAAAAUAAAAAUACACAGCUGCCACAAAAUUUUAAUUACGCACGGCACACACACACACACAUACCAUACAAGUCUAUACAUUAAUUGUCGCGUCGUGUCUACAAAAAUUUUUAACGGCCAAACCAACCAGCACAACAAAAAUUUUCAAGUGUUUUUCGGCAUUGUGCGGUGUUUGUUUAAUAUUUCAACAAAAACAACAACAACAACAAGCUAAGCACAAAAAUAUAUAAAUUAGUGACAGUGAAAACGUAAAAAGCUGUUCCGACAAGAGAUAAGUGACAAGAAAUAACGAAAUAUAGCAAUGAUGCAGUUUUGAAAAACAAUCAAAAAAGCCAAAAUAGAAAAUUCAGUGCAACAUGGUUUCCAAAAAAUGUUCAAAGAAUUAUAGCAAAUAAACGACACAGUCUAGUGUACAAGUAGUAGCUUCAGUAAUUAAACAAAUUGAUGCUGCAACCGGAACUUCGAAAGUGUAUCGACAAGAACUUGAGCGUUAACUGGAAAGCCAACUAGAACCCUCAAGAAGUAUCGACGACCAAUAGACGCAUCUACAAAGCCUUUUGCGAAGCUAUCUGCAAUAAAUACAAAGCUUGUAGACGUAUCUGCGGCAAAAGUAAAGUAUCCGCGACCAACAACAAGUUGUAGAAGUUUUUGCGACCACAAAACGUAAUUAAAACAGCUGAAUAAAGUAUCUGCGACCAAAAAAGCGCAAAGCAAUUCAAAAAGAAACUACGAGCUUUUAGAAGCAACCGCAUCAAGCAUUUUUUCGGCUAUUUAUAAGAUAUCUACAACCAUCUGAAGCACUCAAAAGACAUCUGCAGCUAUCGGAAAUCGUAGCCCCAUGACCUAAUAGGUCGCUACCACAGCUCUGGUGGGAUCUACACACGAAAGUGUUCAACUACUUCAUGAUUGGGCAGCUAACAGGAAAGCUGUGCUAAAUUUUAAUUCGCAAUUGUUCAAAUACAAGAAGAAGCACGAUGCUGACCAUGGAAUCGGACAUGAAAGGCAGCCUUUUGCAUGCCACGAUGCCGCCGCAUCAUGCGAGCGCCGCUCUCCACGGCCAUGCCGCCUCGCCCUACUCCCUGGGCCCGCUGAUGAACCUCGGCCAGUCCCAUCUGACCCAUUCGCAGCUGAGCCACCACAAUCAUCACCAUCAUCAUCACAUGAGCGCCCACAUAGCGGCCAGCCAGAGUCCCAAUGGCCUGAAUGGCGGCGGCAGCAAUCCUCUGAGCUCGUUGCAGACGAGCAUGGCCAACACGCUUAAUGGCACACAGCAGAGCAGUCAGCAGCAUGGCAGCUCGCCGCUGCACAGCUCCAGCGAACUGAGCCCCACACAGUCCAGCAUCGGCUCCCACCACAUGACCUCGCCAGUCAGCCAUCAGCAGCAGCAACAGCAACAGCAUCCUUCGCAGCAGCAACAUCCUCAGCAGCAGCAACAGCAUCCCACGCACAUGGGCGCCGGCUCAGCUCUGAGCAGCAUGACCAGCAACAACAAUAACAACAACAGCGCCACAGCCAACAAGAAUCAGCAGCAUGCGGAUCGGGUGAAGCGACCGAUGAAUGCCUUCAUGGUCUGGUCGCGUGGACAGCGUCGCAAAAUGGCCUCAGAUAAUCCAAAGAUGCACAACUCCGAGAUAUCGAAGCGGUUAGGCGCGCAAUGGAAGGACCUAUCCGAGGCCGAGAAGCGCCCCUUCAUCGAUGAGGCCAAGCGUCUGCGCGCCGUCCACAUGAAGGAGCAUCCUGACUACAAGUACCGGCCCCGUCGCAAAACCAAAACCCUCACCAAGACCAAGGAGAAGUAUCCGCUGGGCGUGGGCGGUCUCAUGCAGACGCAGGGCGGUGUGCCCGGCGGCCCGGAACCCGGCACACCCACACGCGGUGGAGCAGGCGGUGGCUCCCAGGGUGGCCAGGGCUUGAACAGCUCAGCCGCAGCUGCGGCGGCCGCAGCAGCAGCCGCUGCCCAACAAGCCGUCAAUCGCGACAUCUACCAGAUGAAUGCCCCCAAUGGUUACAUGCCCAACGGCUAUAUGAUGCAUCCCACGGAUGCCAGUGCGGCGGCCGCCUACCAGACGCAACACAGUGCCUACAUGGGUAAUCAUUAUGCGCAGCGCUACGACAUGGGCCACAUGUAUAACAUGAAUGCGGCAGCGGCCGCCGGAGCGGGCGGCUACGGCAUGUACGGCACAGUGACCGGUGGCCAAACCUCGCCCUACGGCAGCAGUCUGCAGCAACCCGGCUCCCCGUACAGCAGCUCCCUGCAACAGCAGCCGGGCUCGCCCUACAGCACGGGUCUCAGCGCCGCCAACAAUCCGCACCAAACUGCCGGCUCUCAAGUCUCCUGCCAAAGUCACAGUCCCAGCGAUUCGAGCAUUAAGUCCGAACCCGUCUCGCCCAGUCCGAGCGCCAUAGCGCUCAACAACAACAAUAACAACAACAAUCACAUCAUGAAGCGCGAAUAUGCCACGGCAGCGGCAGCCGCCGCCGCAGCAGCAACAGCUGGCGGCACGGAACUGAAUCAUUUGAUGAACAUGUACCACAUACCCGAGACCCUGCACGCCGAGCAACGCCAUCUGCUGCACUAUCAAGCGAGCUCGCCGGAGCUGCAGCAGCAGCAACAGCAGCACGUGUUGCAGCAACAACAGCAGCACCAGCAGCAGCAACAGCACCAGCAGCAACACCAGCAGCAGCAGCAACAUCUGCAGCAGCAAUCGCUGCGUGCCAUGGCGCCUCUGGCCCAUAUGUGAGAAAUGGCCAGCGCCUAUGGAGUGGGUGUGGAGGCUAGAGCCGCCACUGAGCUGGUAGAUAGCGCGCCCAGCUCGCCACCGCCAAGCACCGUCGCUGCUGUUGCCAGCGCUUACUUGGAUGCCAGCUAUCAGCAGCAGGUGACGCAGACCCAGUCCCAGCUGAAUGGACGACCUAGUCCGACGGCAUCGGGUUCAUCGGGCGGUCGCUCCUCAACGCAUUCCAUGCCCACUGCCGCGCAUUCACCCGCCUUGGCCGUAGCGGCUGCCGCCGCCGCCGCUGCUGCCGCCUAUCAGCUGAACUCCUCGUCCUCGAACUCCUCCAGCUGUGCGGCGGCCACUGCGGCGAAUGUGUUUGUGGGUCGCUUUGGUGUGGAGCCAGUGGCGACGAUUAGCAGCAGUAGCAACAGCAGCAUGCUGGACAUGCAGCAGCAACAGCAGCAGCAGCAGCAGCAACAACAACAGCAACAACAGCAGCAGCUGCAACUGGAGGAGCAACAACUCUACCAGCAGCAGCAGCAGCAGCUGCAUGCGCCGCCUUUUUCGCAACAUCACUACCACCAUGCGCAUCUCAAUCUCAAUCACCACAUCAAUCAUCCACAUCACCACACACACCCACAUCUGCCGCACAGCACACACACCCAUCCGCACCAGCAACAUCAUCAGCAUCCACUGGAGCAUCAGCACGAGGUGGCCAGCGCAGGACUGUUGGAUAUAUCCACAUUGUAAAUUAUUGAAUAUAUUGCAAAUACACACACUCUAAACUACAUUUAAAUAAUAUUAUAAACAACAAUACAACAUUAAUGAAGUAAAAACAAUUUAGUUGAACACACACACACACACACACACACACACAGAGCAGCAACAUUUUAGCUUUAGUUUUUAAACAACAUGAAGGGAAAUGAAUAAUUUUAAAUGCAACAGCAGCAUUGUAGCACGUGUAAUUAAACAAAACGAAACAAAAACAAAACAGAUAUUGAAUAAUAAUUUUUAAUUAAGCAUACGCACUGUUGCCACACAAGCCGCAUAGCCAAGCAGAAGAACUUAAUUGUAAAAGUUUGCAAAAAUUCUUACUCCAUACUUCCCAUGCAUUCCAUACUCUAUGAUGGUUUUCAACAACUUUCCAUUUAACGUCUUCAUUUUCGGGACAUUUUUUUACAUUAAUUAAACAAAUAAAAACAAAAGACAAUUGUGUGAUACAAAGAAUGAAAUGAAAAU
Molecule: messenger RNA, 4037 nt
Organism: Scaptodrosophila lebanonensis
Lineage: Eukaryota; Metazoa; Arthropoda; Insecta; Diptera; Drosophilidae
Gene: SoxN
Product: box A-binding factor
Exons: 1
Biological process (GO): cell differentiation; positive regulation of transcription by RNA polymerase II; anatomical structure morphogenesis
Molecular function (GO): RNA polymerase II cis-regulatory region sequence-specific DNA binding; DNA-binding transcription factor activity, RNA polymerase II-specific
Source: RefSeq, a predicted model, not a curated record